CCGCUGCCCUUCCCCGGCCGCAGCGCAGCCGCCUCUCACCCCUCCCUGCUGAUGACACGGGCCCGGUAGGAGGGAUAGCAGAAGGCGGUGCCUCCUCCUCCCCUGCACCGGAGCUCUCCUGGGCAGGAGCCUUGUGAUGGAGAGCCUCCCUGCGGUGUGCGCCCGGUGAUGGAGCCUCCCGGAUGGCCAAAGCGACCAGCAGCGGCGGCGGCGGCGGCGGGGGGAUCUCCGGGGGACCGGGGGAGCUGUCCCUGGAGCAGGUGCUGAAAUCCUACGAGCAGCCCAUCAACGAGGAGCAGGCGUGGGCCGUGUGCUACCAGUGUGCCCGGGGGCUGGCCGAGGGGUCCCGGGGGGCCGCCAGCAGCAGGAUCCGGGAUCCAGCCUCGCUUCUCCUGCACCGGGAUGGGACGGUCACGGUGCUGCCGGAGCCCAGGGGGUCUCCGGAGAGCGUCCCCCUUCCAUCACUCACAGAGACACAGAUGGUGCAAUGCCUGGGAUUUGCCAUAUACCGGGCCCUGGACUGGGGUCUGGAUGAGAGUGAGGAACGAGAGCUCAGCCCCCAGCUGGAGCACCUCAUUGACCUCAUGGCUGCCAGUGACUCAGAGGGGGGCUUGACAGAUGAGGGGUAUGAGGGAAUCGAGGAUGAGGAUGAUGAAGGCCCCCCAAAGGUGGUACGCAGCUUCUCAGCAGUCCUGCGCUUCUGUGCUGUCCAUCUGCCAGAGCCCCAGGAAGCUCCCGUCCACUACCAGGCGGUUUGCAGGGCUCUUUUUGCAGAGACGGUGGAACUUCAAGCUUUCCUCCACAAAAUCCGGGAGGCCAAAGAGAUGCUGAUGAAGAUGCACGUGGAGGAGACAGAACCGGAUGGUCUUGUGAACCUGCAGAACACAGACUGGGCACGUCUGUGGGUGCAGCUGAUGAGAGAUCUGCGACACGGGGUCCAGCUGAAGAAGGUUCGGGAGAAGACCUUUAAUUCUUUGCCUACCGAGUACCAGCUUACCCCGUUUGAGAUGCUCAUGCAAGACAUCCGGGCACGAAACUACAAACUGCGCAAGGUCACGGUAGGGGGCGAUAUUCCUCCAAUGGUCAAGAAGGACGCACAUGAAUUAAUCCUGGACUUUAUAAGGUCUCGCCCUCCUCUGAAGCCGGUUUCCAAAAGGAAUCUCCCUCCGCUGCCCCAAGUGCAGAAAACGCUCCACGAAAAGAUUCUGGAGGAGAUUAAACAAGAACCCAAACUGCGCCCUGUGGAGACACCGAGAAGAGGACAGAAAGGCUUCGGAUCACUCCCAUGUAUCGUGGAUGCGUAUUCCAGUGACAUAAAGUCAACAUCUUGCAUUAACCUGUCCACUCCGGAAUCAGGAGCCCCCCGCCCACGGUCCCGGAUCCUACUCAAAGCCCCCACGCUGGCGGAGAUGGAGGAGAUGAAUCUAUCGGAGGAAGAUGACUCCCCCAAUUCUGAGCUGCGGAGAGUAACCAGUGCCCCGUUGCCGCUGAAACGUGACCGCUCUUUCUCGGAGCAGGACUUGGCGCAGCUGCAGAGUGAGAUGGGGCACAAGCCGCAACGGGGGACACCUCAGAGACCGGAGGAACCAGAGUCCCGGGCUCGCUCCGGCAGCAUGAACUUCCCGCACAGGCCUCUGAACCGAAACCUGAUGGGCCAUUCGGCAUAUGGCAGUUCCGGCACUCCGUCUCCUAGCCGUGGCUCCCUCAGCUCUGUGCAAGAGAGGGCAGAACCAGGGCCGGCCACGGACAGCAGCUCCAGGCAUCGGUGGCUGGAGUUCAGCCACCCAGUGGACACGUUGGCUUUGACAGUAGAGGAGGUUAUAAACGUGCGCAAGGUGCUGGUGAAGGCUGAGAUGGAGAAGUUCCUGCAGAGCAAAGAGCUGUACACAAACAUGAAAAAAGGAAAGGUCUGCUGCUGUUGCCGUACGAAGUUCCCCCUCUUCUCUUGGCCGGCUACCUGUCUGUUCUGUAAAAGGUCGGCUUGUGGCUCCUGCAGUGUCAAGAUGAAGCUUCCUGCUAAGAAGCUGGGGCAUAUUCCAGUCUACAGCGUGGGGUUCGAAUGUCCCCUGGGAGUGAUCGACACAAGUGGAAAUUCCCACAAAAAGAAAGACGCCUUCCAAUCCUGCAGCGGCCUGUCCUGGAAGAAUGUAGAGGGCCAGUUCCCCCAUAUCUACGCUCAGGGUUCUGCCCUGAAGGACGUGUGCUCGGACUGCGCCAGCUUCAUCCGCGACGUGAUCUGUUCCAGCCGCAAGAGCGUAGACAUCUUGAACACCAGGCCCCGGGCAGGAGGCUCUCAGCCACAGUAUCGGACAGUAAAGAAACUGUGACCCACACCGCAUCUUCCCCGCAAGCGCCACGCGCCCUCUCUCCACCACCACUUCCUCCUACCGGUAUACAGGUCCCACGGACAGGGCAUGUUAACCCUUUCUCCGCCAAGCUCUUGCAACACUUUCUGCAUACCUUGCUCGGCUUUCCCUGGAAUGAGAUUUCUCUGUGCUGAAGUUAAGCAGAGGAGGAGCUAAUCGUCCAGGUCCAGCCAUGGUCCGCCGAGCGUUUUGGUCAUAGUCGCUAUCUUCACGCAGCAAGAAUUCGUUGCCUUAUUUUGGAGUGUUACGGGACCAGUAUUAGAAUACGGUCCUACAAAGCGUUUACAGUGUGAUAGGACUACGU
Pseudophryne corroboree (corroboree frog) is the source of this 2670-nucleotide messenger RNA. It is a transcript of the gene SPIRE2, whose product is annotated as spire type actin nucleation factor 2. Gene Ontology annotation, biological process: actin filament network formation; establishment of meiotic spindle localization; Golgi vesicle transport. The transcript has 15 exons. Gene Ontology annotation, molecular function: actin binding. Bases 183 to 2327 code for a protein of 714 amino acids. Gene Ontology annotation, cellular component: cytoplasmic vesicle membrane; cell cortex. NCBI's taxonomy places the organism in Eukaryota, Metazoa, Chordata, Amphibia, Anura, Myobatrachidae. The record is from RefSeq and is a predicted model, not a curated record.